Messenger RNA from Rubroshorea leprosula, 977 nucleotides. Lineage: Eukaryota; Viridiplantae; Streptophyta; Magnoliopsida; Malvales; Dipterocarpaceae. The record is from the annotation of a GenBank genome assembly.
CUGUCGACCGAAGCUCCCCUAAGCCACCGACUCAUCCCCUUUGAGAAAAUUGGUGACAAAGCUUGAAAUUUAUUCUUCUUUUCUUGUUAAAUAACAAGAUUUGGGGCUUAGAACUCUCUUUAAACCCAGAAAUUUCAGAUCUGCUUUGUUCUUCCCCUUUGUCUGUCCGCUGUUCUGCCGGGUGUGAAUCCUUCGGGAUUUUUGUUUUCAUGAUUUCUUCUCCGGUCUCCGUCGGCCUCCAUACCCGCCAGCUCCGGUUUUGGUUGCUGGAAAAAUUCUGGUAUGUUGAUGGCAUCUUUAAGUCCAGAAAUGGUUAACUAGUUGCUGCCUUGUGUUGUUGAAUUUUAUCAAUUUGUUGCUGCCAUGUGUGUCUGAAUUUCUGCAGAAAUAUGGAAGAAUUUGGCAGCAUUUUAAACAUGUUUUUUUUUAGCUUAAUUCCUGUAGAAAUAAACCUGUUUUUGGCUUGAAAUUAACUGCUGUUCUGUGUGGAAAAUCCUGCUGUUUUGCCAAAAUUUUACUAUUCACGCGCAGUUACUGUUCACGCAGGAAAUUUUGCAAUUUGCUGCUGCGUUUUCUGCAUUUUCUGCUGCAUUUUUCUGCAAACUUGCUGCUGCAUUUUCUGCACUUGCUGCUGCAUUUUUCUGCAAGUUGCUGCUAUCUGUAGUUUUUUCGUACAAAUGUCGACCUCCUUCCUCUACUCUUCUACCUUACCACAGCAAAAUAGCAAAGCCCUCCCUUAGUCGCCUAAAUCUCACCUAAAGUAUGCUAGAAAUCGCCCUUUUGCUCUCCCAUCUCUUCCGUUGCUAUUUCUGCAGAAAUCACCGAGAGCACAAGUUGGAAAUUUUUGACAUUUUAUCCCUUUUGUCUGGCUGUCACAGAAGAAACACAAGAGGUUUUCUGUGGUUUUGAGUUGAGGGAGUGGUUGUUUGGAGGUGAUCAGUGAAGAUGAUGAAAUCUAAAAAAUGAUCUGGGAAGAU